AUGCCGCGCGCCUACAAGGACCUCUUGUCGUUCAAGAUCCCCGAGCUGCUUUGGGUGUUCGCUGCCGCCAAGACCGACGUGAUUUUCGAUGACCGCGAAGUGAAGACCGAUCAUACGCAACAGCGCGCUCAAGGGUGUGGCUGUGAGCUGCCGCAGCUGAUUCCCUCCUUGGCGACCAGAAGGCGAAAUUGGAGCAGCGGCUGGAGCUCGUGCGCGGACCGGCCGACCUCGCUAAUGCUGCGCGGGCUGCAGCGCGUCACGUGUGCGGUGGCGCUGGUGCUCGUGACCACCAGCGUCGAGGCGCGCAAGAUCUUGCUGCACGACGAGAUGGAGCAGUGGCUGGAGCUCGUCCGCAGACCGGCCGACCUCGCUGAUGCUGCGCGGGUGGCAAGCGCGUCACGUGUCCGGUGGCGCUGGAGCUAG
Molecule: messenger RNA, 423 nt
Organism: Phytophthora sojae
Lineage: Eukaryota; Oomycota; Peronosporomycetes; Peronosporales; Peronosporaceae
Exons: 1
Coding region: 1-423 (140 amino acids)
Source: RefSeq, a predicted model, not a curated record